AUGGAGAUGAGACUUUUGAAGACUCACCUUCUGUUUCUGCAUCUUCAUCAUCAGCUUUACGUUAUCUCGAUUCUGCUUCUACUUCUCUCCCCAUGCUCUGCUUACACCGACAUGGAAGCUCUCCUCAAACUCAAAUCCUCCAUGACUGGUCCAAACGGUGACGGCCUCCACGACUGGCUUCACUCUUCUUCUCCGACGGCUCACUGUUCUUUCUCCGGCGUUUCUUGCGACGAAGACGCUCGUGUUAUCUCACUCAACGUCUCUUUCACUCCUCUGUUUGGGACUAUCUCACCGGAGAUUGGGAUGUUGAAUCGUUUGGUGAAUCUGACUCUAGCUGCGAACAAUUUCACCGGUGAUUUGCCAUUGGAGAUGAAGAGUCUCACUUCUCUCAAGGUUUUGAAUGUCUCCAACAAUGGAAACCUUAACGGAACCUUCCCCGGAGAGAUUCUUGCUUCCAUGGUUGAGCUUGAAGUCCUUGACGCUUAUAACAACAACUUCACCGGGAUGUUACCGCCGGAGAUUCCCGGGCUUAAGAAGCUGAAGCAUCUUUCUCUCGGCGGGAAUUUCUUCACCGGAGAGAUUCCAGAGAGUUACGGAGAUAUCCAGAGCUUGGAGUAUCUUGGACUCAACGGUGCUGGGCUCUCCGGUGACUCUCCGGGGUUUUUGUCUCGGCUUAAGAAUCUCAGAGAAAUGUAUGUUGGAUACUUCAACAGCUACACCGGCGGUGUUCCGCCGGAGUUCGGUGGAUUGACGAAGCUCGAGGUUCUCGACAUGGCGAGCUGUACUCUCACCGGAGAGAUUCCGACGACUCUGAGUAAUCUGAAGCAUUUGCAUACUUUGUUUCUUCAUAUCAACAAUCUGACCGGGAAUAUUCCACCGGAGCUCUCUGGUUUAGUCAGCUUGAAAUCGCUCGAUCUGUCAAUCAACCAGCUCACCGGAGAGAUUCCUCAGAGCUUCAUCGCUCUUGGAAACAUCACUCUGAUCAAUCUGUUUCGUAACAAUCUCUACGGGCCAAUACCGGAGUUCAUCGGAGAAUUGCCGAACCUCCAGGUAUUCGAGGUGUGGGAGAACAACUUCACGUUGCAAUUGCCGGCGAAUCUGGGACGGAACGGGAAUCUGAUGAAGCUCGAUGUCUCUGAUAACCAUCUCACCGGACUUAUCCCCGUCGAUUUGUGCAGAGGAGGGAAGCUGGAGAUGCUGGUCCUCUCGAAGAACUUCUUCUAUGGCCCGAUUCCGGAGGAGCUAGGUCAAUGCAAAACGCUAAACAAAAUCAGAAUCGUGAAGAAUUACCUCAACGGGACGGUUCCGGCCGGAUUCUUCAAUUUGCCGCUCGUUACGAUUAUCGAACUCACCGAUAAUUUCUUCACCGGGGAGCUUCCGGCAGUGAUGUCCGGCAAUCUUCUCGAUCAUAUCUACCUCUCCAACAACUGGUUCUCCGGCGAAAUCCCCCCUGCAAUCGGUAAUUUCCCCAAUUUACAGGACCUGUUCUUAGACCGGAACCGGUUUAGCGGGAACAUUCCCGGAGAAAUCUUCGAGUUGAAGCAUCUCUCGAAAAUCAACACGAGUGCGAACAACCUCACCGGAGAAAUUCCCGAGUCAAUCUCGCGCUGCACUUCCUUAAUCUCCGUCGAUCUCAGCCGUAACCGUAUCGGCGGAGAAAUCCCCAAAGAGAUCCACGACGUAAUCAACUUGGGAACUCUGAAUCUCUCCGGCAAUCAACUCACCGGCUCAAUCCCAAUCGGAAUCGGAAACAUGACGAGCUUAACCACUCUAGACCUCUCCUUCAACGAUCUCUCCGGAAGAAUACCACUCGGUGGUCAAUUCAUGGUGUUCAACGACACUUCCUUCGCCGGAAAUCCUUACCUAUGUCUCCCUCACCGCGUCUCAUGCCCCUCGCGUCCAGGACAAACCUCCGAUCACAUCCACACGGCGUUGUUCACACCGUCAAGGAUCGUCAUCACGAUCAUCGCAGCGAUCACCGCCUUGAUCCUAAUCAGCGUCGCGAUUCGCCAGAUGAGAAAGAAGAAACACCAGAAAUCCCUCGCCUGGAAGCUAACCGCCUUCCAGCGACUAGACUUCAAAGCCGAAGACGUCCUCGAAUGCCUCCAGGAAGAGAACAUAAUCGGCAAAGGCGGUGCCGGAAUCGUCUACCGCGGAUCCAUGCCGAACAACGUCGACGUCGCGAUCAAACGCCUCGUCGGCCGAGGAACCGGGAGAAGCGACCACGGGUUCACGGCGGAGAUCCAGACUCUGGGGAAAAUCCGGCACCGUCACAUCGUGAGACUCCUCGGCUACGUGGCGAACAAGGACACGAACCUUCUCCUCUACGAAUACAUGCCUAACGGAAGCCUCGGUGAGCUACUGCACGGAUCUAAAGGCGGCCAUCUUCAAUGGGAGACGAGACAGAGAGUAGCCGUGGAAGCAGCGAAGGGACUCUGUUACCUUCACCAUGACUGUUCACCGUUGAUCUUGCACAGAGACGUCAAGUCCAAUAACAUUCUUCUGGACUCUGAUUUUGAAGCCCAUGUUGCUGAUUUUGGGCUUGCUAAGUUCUUAGUGGACGGUGCUGCUUCUGAGUGUAUGUCCUCAAUCGCUGGCUCCUAUGGUUACAUCGCUCCAGAGUAUGCUUACACUUUGAAAGUGGACGAGAAGAGUGACGUGUACAGUUUCGGAGUGGUUUUGCUGGAGCUAAUAGCCGGGAAGAAACCGGUUGGUGAAUUUGGAGAAGGAGUGGAUAUUGUCAGGUGGGUGAGGAACACGGAGGAAGAGAUAUCGAUGUCUCAGCCGUCGGAUGCAGCUACCGUUGUCGCGAUCGUUGACUCGAGGUUGACCGGUUAUCCGUUGGCCGGUGUGGUUCAUGUGUUCAAGAUAGCGAUGAUGUGUGUGGAGGAUGUGGCAGCGACAAGGCCUACGAUGAGGGAAGUUGUGCAUAUGCUCACUAAUCCUCCCAAGUCCGUGACUACUAAUUUGAUCGCGUUAUGA
Microthlaspi erraticum is the source of this 2982-nucleotide messenger RNA. The record is from the annotation of a GenBank genome assembly. NCBI's taxonomy places the organism in Eukaryota, Viridiplantae, Streptophyta, Magnoliopsida, Brassicales, Brassicaceae.